This is a messenger RNA of Synchiropus splendidus (mandarinfish), 20787 nucleotides long. It is a transcript of the gene lrrc4ba, whose product is annotated as leucine rich repeat containing 4Ba. Bases 547 to 2730 code for a protein of 727 amino acids. Gene Ontology annotation, cellular component: plasma membrane. Lineage: Eukaryota; Metazoa; Chordata; Actinopteri; Syngnathiformes; Callionymidae. The record is from RefSeq and is a predicted model, not a curated record. Gene Ontology annotation, molecular function: protein binding. The transcript has 4 exons.
UUUCCGAGUCAGAGGAACGGAUCCCCAUCCUGCCUCAGAUGAAGAUCAUAGACCUGUGAGGGUCACAUCCGCAGAAAGACCGUGGUUCCAUCCACCUGAAGAUUUGAGAGAGAGAGAGUGAGAGAGAGACACGGGGGAGAGAGACAGAGGAGCGAGAGACGGAGCAGAGAGAGAGAGAGAGGAGCGUCGGCGGCUCUGCAGUGGAACACGUUGUUAUUUGAGGGAAGGUCUCUCGGAUCUGUCGGAGUAUCCACAGCGAUCUGCGCUCACUGGAUUUGCGUUAAACGUCAUGGUCAAGUGACUCCUGGCUCCGUCUCACUUCACACGCAUCAAGUCCCAAAUCGCAGAUGAAAGAGGAACCGCAUCUUCCAUCCGCAUGUUUCUAUGUUCUCACGGCGAGGAGCAGAAACGUGGCUGGGAUCCGACGGUGAAGUAGAACCAAGAAAUUGAGCUGGCGGGAAUCGAACCCUGGCUGUCAGAUCCACCAGCGUGGAGUCCGCUCACCUGCACCUCCAGAUUAAUCAACAGGGUCAUGUCCCAGUUGCCAUGCGCAUCGCCACGCUGACCUGCCUCCGCGGCCCCUCCCCCUUCCUCUUUCUGCUGGCCCAGCUGAUUCUGCCUCUCCUCCUGCUCGGGCCGGAGCUGGUGGGGGCCGCCUCCUCCUCCUGCCCCUCCCUCUGCACCUGCUCCAACCAGGCCAGCCGGGUCAUCUGCACCAGGCAGAACCUGGACACGGUGCCUGAAAGCAUCUCGGUCAACACACGAUACCUCAACCUGCAGGAGAACUCAAUCCAGGUGAUCAAGUCAGACACCUUCAAGCACCUGAGACACCUGGAGAUCCUUCAGCUGUCCAAGAAUCAGAUCCGUCAGAUUGAGGUCGGAGCGUUCAAUGGCCUCCCGAACCUCAACACGCUGGAGCUCUUCGACAACCGCCUCACACUGGUGCCAUCUCACGCCUUCGAGUACCUCAGUAAACUGCGGGAGCUGUGGCUGCGGAACAACCCGAUCGAGACCCUGCCGGGCUACGCUUUUCACCGGGUGCCCUCCUUGCGACGACUCGACCUCGGCGAGCUCAAGAAGUUGGAUUUUAUAUCUGACGCCGCCUUUGUGGGCCUCAUCAAUCUGCGGUACCUGAACUUGGGCAUGUGCGGCCUGAAGGACAUUCCUAAAUUGACUGCUCUCGUGCGUUUGGAGGAGCUGGAGUUGUCCGGGAAUCGGCUGGAGAUCAUCAGACCCGGCUCCUUCCAGGGCCUGGUCUCUCUGAGAAAGCUGUGGCUGAUGCAUUCGCAGGUCUCGGUCAUCGAACGCAACGCGUUUGACGACCUUAAGAACCUGGAGGAGCUGAACCUGUCACACAACUCCCUGCACUCUUUACCUCACGACCUCUUUACCCCCCUGCACCAGCUGGAGAGGGUCCACCUGAACCACAACCCGUGGGUGUGCAACUGUGACGUGCUUUGGCUGAGUUGGUGGUUGAAAGAGACGGUGCCCAGCAACACCACCUGCUGCGCCCGCUGCCAUGCCCCCCCCUUCUUGAAGGGCAAGUACAUAGGCGAACUUGACCAGAGCCACUUCACCUGCUUUGCGCCGGUCAUCGUUGAGCCGCCGACCGAUCUCAAUGUGACGGAGGGAAUGGCUGCCGAGCUGAAGUGUCGCACGAGCACCUCCACGACCUCUGUGAACUGGAUUACUCCCAAUGGUACCCUCAUGACUCACGGCUCUUACCGGGUCAGGAUAUCAGUUCUGCACGAUGGUACGCUCAACUUUACCAACGUCACCCUGCGUGACACCGGCCAGUACACCUGCAUGGUGACCAACGCUGCCGGCAACACCACGGCCACCGCUGUCCUCAAUGUUACCGCGGCUGACACCAGCGUCAACUACACCUACUUCUCGACCGUCACUGUGGAAACUGUUGAAACAGCAGGAGUGGAAGAAGAGUCGGCGUUGGUCGCCAUCAACGAGACCUUCAUCCGUGUCCACGCAGAUCCCACUCCCUCAGGCCACCUGUGGCCAGAUGGCGUUACCACGCCUUCUUCUCUUUCCAUUGGCGGCAAUUCCUCCACUCCCCGGACGACGCGACCGACCCUCACUGUGCCCAUCACUGAACCGGGCUUCUCUGGCCUGGAUGACGUGAUGAAGACCACCAAGAUCAUCAUCGGCUGCUUCGUAGCCAUCACCUUCAUGGCGGCGGUGAUGCUCGUGGUGUUCUACAAGCUGAGGAAACAGCACCAGCUGCACAAACACCACGGUCCAGCUCGAGCCAUCGAGAUCAUCAAUGUGGAGGACGAGCUCGCGGCCGGCAACGGCAGCCGAAGCGGCGGGAUCUCAGGAGCGGCGGCUGUGACCCAAAGUGGCUGUAGCGGAUUAGUGGGCGGGCAAAGUCUCAGGUUGCACCACCCGGAAAUAGUCAACCUACCGAACCUGGCGCGAUCGGAUCACCUCAACCACUACUACAAGUCCCACCACUUCAACAACAACAUGAUGGGUCUGGGCACCGGCAUGGGCCUCAACAACAACAACAACCCGUGUUCGCAGUCCAUAUCCUGCUCCCAGGUCCCGACCACCACAAGUGGAGGGCUGCCCACCAGUGGGAGCCUCCCCACGCCCGUGCCCCUGCCCCAGCUGAGUCUCCACAGUUCCUUGAAAGGCCUGAUGGGUAAAGGUCAAAACGAGCCGCUGCUGUUUAAGAGCGGCUCCAAGGAAAACGUGCAGGAGACUCAGAUUUGAAUGGCAAGAGACGCGGUGGGACCAUGAUCACCGGACUGAUUGUAGCCAAACUGUCCAGGAAGAAACUAACAGCACUGGCCCCACGAAUAGCACCUGCGAGCGACACACAUCCAGAAUAUUCACAAUAGUCUCUUGCCAAAGUCCAAAAUCAUGAAAACACAAGUGCAAUGAACCUCUCUGGGUUUUAUACAGAUUGGUUUGUACAUUUCAAGACACGCUCAGUGUAUAUAUAGAGAGGGAGCUCUGAUGUUGGCCAAUGAACAUGUUGUCGGAUUAGCAUUUUGGCACAGAUGCUGACAAACAAACAGUGUUUCGGGGUGUGGAGCAGUCCCAGGUCUCCAGGACGCACUAGAACACAGGAAGUGGAAAUUAGAGCAGUGACUACGAACCAGGACUUCACAGGAAACAACGUCUGUUUGGUUCUCGCUUUUCCUGGCAGUUUCCUAACAGAGUUUUAGGAGGAAGGACGACGAGAGAGUUGAGACUGAAAGUACAUAUUAUAUACGUAAAUAUAUUUUCAUUCAAAGAAGUAAAUUAUAAAAAGAGUCUUUAUCAACCUUAAGACUCUGAAGAGUAUAUUUAAAAGAGGCCACCUUUCGGGACGUGGGUCAAGAUGGCCGACUCAGCCGCUUGAAUUUGAGUGGCUGAAAACUCCUGUGAUUUGUUUUGACUUUUUCGUAGCCACAGUUUCCGCUGUCAACAGGGUCAUCGGGGGUUUGUCCACAGUAUUAAUAAUAAUGAUCAUAACGAUAGUAAUGAUGACGUCAUGUCCGAUUCCGACAAAGCUGCUACUUUUAGUUCACGAAAAAAAAAACUGAGGCGGAGAUUCGACAUAUCAGUUGUUAUUGUGUUGUCAUUAUUAUCAUGCUAUGACUAUUAUUAUCACUACUUGUGCCUACCAAUAGCAGAGAAGUACAUUGUUUUGUUCCAUUUGUGUGCGACGCUGGAGUUGUGUUGUGACUUUGGGACGACCGCAACAGAAGGAGUUUAAAAAAAAAACAAAAAACAAAAGGACAGCCCUCAGAUUGACUCCACAGACUUUUGAAGACUGCUUCAGUGGAUUAUUUCACAACUGUAUCUCAGUGUUGUCGCGUUUGAGUGGAUUGUACGGCAGCCGGACGACAAAGGUAAGACGAGCUCGCUGGGUGACGGACACACAAGAGCAGUGGCGGGAAUAUUUUUCAACAACAAGGACAUAUAACUGAAAAAAAAAGAUAAUACCUUAUCAAUCUCUUUUAAGAAAAAAAAGUCAUUAUGAUACGUGUUUUUGAGUUGAGUUUUUAUCUAGUUUCAUUUCUGUUUGUUUUUUUAAACCGAGUGUUCUCUUUAUUGUAAUAUUGUUAUUGUUAUUAUAAUUAGACGAUUACACUGGUCAUAAUUAUAAGAGAUGUUCUGUUAGCAGAGGUCACUUUGAAAAUUAAAAAACCUGGCACAUAAAAGGGACUUUCAGGGUCUUUUUUUUUCUUUUCCCAUCAUUCUUGCUGUGUGUCGCCACGUUGCUUUUGGGAGAAAUUCCUCCGUUUCUUUUUUUAUAGGUUCUUUAACACAACUAUUGAAUAGUCUUAAUAGAAUCGCCCUCAGUUUACUGUACUAGCAGAUGAUUUGGGUGGUCCCUGGUUUUUACCAGUGUUUUGGGCUACUCAACGUGGACAUCAAGCAGGCCACGGAAUGUUUUGUGGUGGGCUACAAAUGGCCUGCAAGCCAUGAGUUUGAGAUCAGAUGCUUCUCUAUUAUCUACUAUCAUCCUCCCACCUCCCCUGUGGUCGCUCUCCUCGCUGCUACACUGAGCAAACAUUUACAUUGAGUUGGAACCAGUUUAUGAGCCGAGGUCCCACCGGGUAGGACAUGAUUCUGGUGCGAUGCUUAAAGGUGCUCAAUGCUCAUGCUUUUGUUUAUAACAACAAUUCAAUUCAAUUCAACAAGAAUCUGAGCAAAUGAAUUUACGACAGAAAACUUGAGGAAGGCCGUCAUCACCACUGGCCAACAAGGGCCUUGAGAGGACGUGUGGAGCAGAACGAGCAGGGUGGUCCAGAAGACAUCACGGGUGAGUGUGACGCGUUCCUAACACCGCGGCUCAGCUCUGCCCCGACAUCACUGCUGUGUUUUGGAUGGGUUCUGAUGCACACCGACGCAGGAGCGGCCAUUUGUGUGUGGCUCAAAGGUUGUAGUGUGUGUUUUGAUUUCAAGACUUUCAGGACUUGAACUUCAUGACGUCAUCACAUCAUGCUGGCAGCGGGCGCCAGCGUGUGAAUGACCAACUGAAGUUCAAAAAGAUCUGGAGACAAAUGAUGUUUACAUUCACCGAGUGUGGCCCCAGCACCUUGUGCACCUUCAUGGCCCUGAGAACCUCAAUAGCUGUCCUUCUCUUCUUCCGUCCCUCACUGUCUCCCCUCGUCACACUUCUACUGAACAAGUGCAGCAUUUCACUCUCUUUGUUUGGGCUCAAAGCCGGACAAACAUCAUAAGGAUUACACGGCCAGCUCAUCGGAACAUCUCGUUGCCAUAACAACUCUCUCUGUCUUGGCUGUUAGGAAUGAAUCUUGGCGCACUCCCAUCUCGCUCGAGUUUUCCAAAUCAACCUGAGCGUUGUCCUCUUCUCUGGCUGCAUCCUGCCGGCAGGUUGCCCUGGCAACUGUUGCCGCUGCGACAGCCCUUAUCAGCGUGUCUUGAUUCUGAAUGCUAAACACUGACAGCCGACGUUUUCUGCUCCAUUUGGUCUGGAUGUGUGGACUUGUGCUGAACAUGUAUGUUUGUCAGAUGUUAACACUGGUCAUAUGAUUUCAUGCUGCCAUGGCAGUCAGCCAUCUUGACGUAGGUUUGGAUCAUUUAACGCCUGAUGCUCACGUUAUGAUUUUGGAAAACAGAAAUGAAUACAUGCUGCUGGAGUCCAGUCAUGUUAGUGGUGCGUCCUCUGUCUCUGAAAUGAAGCUUCACUUGUGACGAGUGAGUGAGUUUGACUACGAAGGGGUGCCACAUGGAAUCUGGAGGAUGCCGACGGCAUUGGAGUUGGACUGGAAAGUGAAAAGAGCCCUAGUCUGUUGUGCCAUGUUUGUGUGUCUAGUUGUCGUUUUAAGUGGUCAGGAACUCUGGGCGCACGGUGCGCGGCUAUGACUUAUGCCCUCGGAGGAGCCGCGACAUGCCGCAGAAACGCCGGCAUUUAUUAAUCCUUGAAUAAAUACUGCAGCUAGUGUUGUGUGUUACUGAGUGUUGUGGGUCAAUUUUGGCAUUUUUCGGCUACUCAAAAGUAUCCAUAGGAAUGUGAUCAAAAACGUGGACAAAUUAUUUUCAUCGUCAAAAUGUGCGGUGAUAUUUCCCGGUACAGUGAAGGCAUUGACUGGACAUGUGCUGUGCUGCCCUAUCAGGAACCCUGGCUGGCCUCACGAGGGUUUGCGCUUCCCGACAAACAUGGCGCUAGUUUUCGUUCACAUUCCACCAGAGCUGCAGUCAAACUCAGGUGGUCAUAAUGUGGAUUGCACCGAGCUCAGAAGUCAACGAUGCUAGUUGUCCUGUGGAGCAUCCUCAUCAUCAUCCUCACCUGAAGAAGAAGACGCCUCCUCAGCUUGUAUCCCCUGAAACACGGCGAUGUUUCCUCGCGCGGCAAAUGAAAGGAUGUGUUGUUGAGACUCGGGUGUGAGCCACACAGUCACACUGCAGCAGUGUGUGAGUCAGAGCGCACCACACUGCCACUAUAAUGGAAGUGCUGUGUUUCCACGUCGGGCUUGUUCUGACUCAGAUUUGGGCAAUAAAAGCCUUCAUGUCUUUCAGGUCUGAUUGUAAAGUCUGAGGAGGCACUGGAUCGCACCUUUGCUUCCCGUCGUAAAUCCCUGUUUCUUCAUCUCGAUCAAUUAAACAUGUCUUCCUCUUGUCAGCUUCGAGUGCCACAGGUCUCCUGUUUUUUCAGGUUUUUUUUGGACAUCUCCAACUGCAAAUGUGAAUGUAUUCGCUGUUAAUGGGCUUCUCACUGGCAAAUUCAUGAUGUUGUCGGAGGGUGUGUUUUGGAAGCUUCUUUUGCCCGGUGUGUGGAUCCUCCCUGGAGCUGCUCCGACAGAAGCUGCAGGAGCCGAGUCGCUUCGGUAAAUGGUGCCCCGCCUGCUGGACAGCACUGGUACAGGAGGGGUGCCUGCCUCUACGACGUCGUCAGACGUUGCUAGCUGAUGCUAUGAGAUACUUGUAUAAGUAUCUCUGAGCACGGUGUCGCGCACUGUCUCAGCCAAAGUCAAACCGUCAGAACAGACUGUGCUUCUAAAGUGGCUGAUGCUAGCACGGCUAGGACUUCUGCGGCACUGGGAAUUAGCGGCUUGUGUUAGUCAGUAUUCGCCCUAAUGAUAAAGGAACAGCAGCGCCGACCGCUCAGCUGACAGUAGCGUGACGAAGCCGUGGAAUCUUUGCACGAAGUGAAACUGCGAAUGGCUUUUCAGCGGAAUCUUUGUCCGUCUUGUUGCCCGCACACGGCAUAGUUCUCUUUUUUUCAUGAAAGGAUGGAGAUCCCACAGUCUGAAAGUGAUCCAGCAUGGAAGGAUGACAGCAUGGAGUCAGUCACCUUCUGCGGGGUCAGGCUGAGAGGCGCCUGGGACGGUUGCCAUGAUGUAAAAGUAGGUCCACGGCGGCUGCACGCCUCAUCCAGGCAGACCUCCCGACGUGAAAACCAAAGAGACAAGGCGGAAAUUCAAGAGGAGUUAGCGUUUGACCGAACUGCUACCGCAGAAAAGAUUAAAGAGAGAGACAGCAGAUAAUUGGACAGUUUUGAGCUUCAAGGUUGUUUUCCUCAGCUGUAGCGCGCGGAACACCAUCCACCACUGUCCACGCGCGGCGCAGACCCCCAGGGUGGUGUUUCACACUGCUUCCCUCCGCCCCUACAAGCCCUCUCCCCGCUCCACACGGCUUAAUUUCCUCCCUGUCAGCCCUCCUCCUUUAAAUAUAGCAGUCUAGUGACAGCAGAGCUCCAUGCAUUAUUGAUACGCUGUCAAUGAUGCAUGCUCUGCAGCGCUGGUGCUAAUUCUCUCCCGAUGGCUGAGGCCAAAACCAUCCGACCUCUGUCAUUUAUACGCAUCAUUAUUGCCCUUAUUUGUCACGUGGCCGUCAGGAUGGCAGCUUGUGGGAAUCUGUUGCCUGCACCACUGUGUCACCCGGAUUCCGCCGGUCCCGCUCGCCUCGCUGUUUCCCUCCUAAACCAGAUCAUUGCUGCGCCUCCGAAGCCGACCUCCCUUUAUUGGAUUUAAUCCAGAUGUAUUAUUUAGCUGGUUCUCAUUUCCAAGUCCUGGAUUUGUACUAGCCGCCUGGCGAGGACGGCCUUUUCUGAAGUGUGGCCGAGCAGCUCCUCAGGUCCUCAGACCUGCGAGCUGUCCUUAAUUUGACUUGAGCACGGACGUCUGCGCCUGUCUCCGGAUGGCCCGGGGAAGCCUGCUGUUGACGUCUUCCUUGCUCAAGUCGGGCGCUUUGAGACCCGCGCGGCCGUUCGCUUGUCAGAGUGUGUGUGUGGGCCGCGACGUGAGCGUGAUGAGCGGCGCCUCCUCUCGGGCGACCGACUCCCCCGCGACGCUCGGCGGCCUCCGAGGAGAAUUCCCCUGAAACAGUCAAAGCAGCGGCGGCGGGUUGAAACCUGGAUUAAUGGGAAGAGCUGCGGCGGAGCUGCUUAACAUAGACUCCUUAUCAAUGCUUUAUGGAGGGGGAUGUGAGUGUGACGCACCUCGUAACUCCUCUGUUGAACACCGGCGGAGUUUGAACGCUCGGCGCUUCAUGCUUGUGAAAGCCCUCAGACGUCCUGUGGGAAACUUAGGAAAAAAAGAUGGGCUGAGGGGAAGCUGUUUUUCUUCCUUCCUAUGAGCAUUUGAAGAGACCUCGCUGACAUUUGGAGUUGCAUAACAGGCAUGACUGUCAUUACAGCAUCGUUCUGUGUGGAGGUGACCGCGGCCGGCCAGUUUGAAGUCUCACUCAGAGUGAAGUUCUGUGAAGCCGUCUUCAUCAGAGCAGUCGCAUCAAAGGACAACUUUAUGGUGAGGAUGUGGAAAUGACUGAGGAUAAAUGAACUCAGCGAUGUUCUGGUCCUCAACACACGAGCAGUGUGUUCAUAGAAGAAGCUGAAGUCAUCAAACUUCAGGGAGACACCGCCUGUAGUGCCAGUUUUGGGGACACACAGGCCAUAGAUGCAGCUAACCAUGGCAAGGUUUGGGGCGAGUCGACCUCUCAGAUUGUCCUUGCCGCGGCCAUAGUCGGCCACCUCUCUCCCUGACGGCCAGUCUUCAUAGCCAGGUUCACCUUCUGCUGCAGGGUGUAGUCCCUCGUGGCUGGUCUGCAGUUCGCUGAGAAUGGAGCAGGUCUUUGACCUCCACUGUGAAGGCCCUCAGACGACCAAGUGAAGUGACUGACGUCCCUAAGACAUGGGACAACACUUGAUGACGUCAUGUCACCGUCAAGCAUUUGGCUCGCUAACGUGUGAAAGUCAACAAAGAGAAGAGUGCUCCUGGCUACUAACAUGUCCCUGUUGUCCUGUCCAACAUUGUUUUGAAACGAAGUCCUUUGGUCUCCUGGACAUCUCUCCACACUUCAUCUUCCCACCUGGUUUCAAGUCAGCUCCGGAGCUCCCUGGGUUUGAAGGGAUCAUUUCCAGUGGUGAGCGGCCAGUGAGGAGGACUGGGACACACCACACUGACACGUGACGCUCAGAGCCCAGUGUUAAGGGUGAGAAAUGGGACAUGAGCCUUUGUCUUGGACUCACCUUCACCUGACUGGCUCAGUUGCCUUCACGGUCUACCAACAUGAAGUGAGUGCUGAGGUGAGGUGGACACUCUGACCAGUGAGGAAAGCCCUCUUGCAGUCUCGUGUGUGUGUGAGCGCGUGCGUGCGUGUGUGUGUGUGUGAGAGUGUGCUGGGACUUGAAUCUCCUGGAGCAUCUGUAACUAUUAUAGGAAGCGCUGACCCAGCAGCUCCGCUCCUCUGAGAGGAAGCGUUCACAGUUUAAAAGCACAUUUCUCUCUCUAUCGACAGAAUCCCGGCCCAGAUUUACUUUACGGCCACCUUGGCUCGGCAUCAUAAUCACAGUCUGCUGCGCAUGAUGUUCGCUGGAGGCUGGGCGGGCAGGCGGGCACUAUAGGACUUUGAAGUGUAAAUCCCAGCCUUCGAGAAGUCAGUCAGACGACCGCGGUGGAUGGGAGCCGUUAUUGGACGUGAGAGCCGGCUGGAGGACGGCGGGUCCAUCCCGCGGCGCACGCCGUCUCCGCAUCAGGAAGCGGUUGUAAACAGUCAUCAGUGGGGAAUAAACUUGCACUGGCGCUAUCGAUUUCUCUGCACCUUCAUUGUCUCCGCCCACACAGCCAGGCAGAGCCGUCGCUGCUGAUUUAUUUAUCUUCUUUGGGCUACAGUUGAAUCACCCUGAAGUAAAAAGGGGUUCAAGUGAAUCACAAAAACUCCACAUUUGAUGAUUCAGCCGCGGCUAGAACCAGAACUGUGGUCUUCAGACUCUCCGCUCUGAGAGCAGUUGAAACUACAAACAACUCCUCUGCACCUUCACGUGUGUGGCGCUUUCCCACGCAACGACUUAUGUCGCCCGGGGAGUCCCCACCUCCCGGGCCCGGAGAGUGACGGGGAAGGCCCGAAAUAGAGGAGGACUGCGGAGGAAGAUUGAAGAGAAACAUGGCUGACAGGAGGAGAGAUGGCACCGAGAGACUCGCUGUCACUGCUGAUCCGUCUGUGUGGUGUGUGUGCACGUGUGCGUCACAUUUGCAUGAGUGGCGUAAGUGUGCAUAAUGAUGCACAUGUCCCAGUGAGUGGAGUGGGCCUUCGUGUCGGCGUGCGUUGCUUAUAUGUCACCCAGCGCCCGCGGGGUGAUGACUCCUCACUGUCCCUGGCUCAGGAGACGCAGGGGAGGAGGUGCACGGCAGACUUCUCCAGCUCCUCUGCCUUUUUUCUGGCCCUGCGCCGCAGAAGAGGCUGCAGUUCAGUUCCCCUCUUCUCAGUGACACACCGCUCGGCGCUGUGGCUGCUUACCUCCUCGCUCACUCCUCCCACGGCCUCCUCCUGCCACGUUCACCCCCCGCAGAGAUGCCUGAGUCGCUCUUCACCCCCUCACAUUCAAACGCACAUUAUUUUGGACUUUUUGCGUCAACACACCCUGUGACAGACUCCAUUUACCGUGGCUUCCAUCUCUGGCAUUCACAGUCCGAGCUGAACACUGGGUCCCGAAAAAACUCAACUUUAUGGAACUGCAAGUUCAAAGAAAUCAUUAUUUGUGUUCACACACAAGGCCAACAGUAUGUAACGGAUGACUCGAAAUGAGAGUAAUAUUUUGGCAAUUAUCAGCUCACAACGGUGAUGGACAGACUGAUGUUCAUGGUGUGGUCCAUGAUGUUCACUGAUGAUAUAGUGAUUCACUGUUUUGCAGAAGCUUUGUGGAACCGUGCAGGAAUACAGCGGAAAUGAAGGCCGAAGAACAUUCACUCAGAGCUGUGUGUGUCUGUCGUGAGUCGGCUGGUGUCAUGUUCAUCGGUCGAACAGAGCCUUCCAGAUGUUGAGCAGCAAGCUCUCGAGUCUUCCCGUGAAGUGGACGAGUCACUAGGAUGCAUCAUCUGUUUCACCAUCUUUUUCAGCAUUUAAAACAAUGUGAUGUGAAAAGCAGUUCAUCAUUUUUGUUUCAUAAGGCCUGAUAAACCAUACGUAAAGUUUUUCAACACCUCAAAUAUGCCAUCAUUGUUUGUAGCCUCCGCGAUUCUCUCUCCAUCUUAUGAGAAGUGCACGGUUUUACAAAAAUGCUGAUUCAGUUUUUCGCAUGAAUCAGCAGGACAGCGAACAAGUGUCGGUUUAAUGCUCUUUUCCCCGUCUGUUUUCCGCAGCAGUGUGGUGUGCGUUGUGGACUCAGUGUGUCAGUGUGUCAAACCUGCUUGACACCGAGCCUGUGGGCCGGCUGGCUGGAGGGUGUUAGUGAUGACCCGAGCUGCUGACCCACGCCUGCGCCUUGCACUUGAGUGUGAUCAUGAGGCUGCGCUGGUGUUUCUGGAGAGAUGCGUGUUGUUUGACGGUCAUGUUGAGCGCCACAUUUAGGAGCAUCCUCUCUGCUUCUGAAGAGGAUUCCAACUUCUGACAUGCUGUCAUCCUCUUCUUCCUUCAACAAAUGUGGUUCAUAUUUUGGUUCCUGAUGUGAUGCGCCUCUGGUCAAAAUUACAGCUCAGGUUCAGAGAUAAACAAGGGUCUGAUGUGAGUGUAGCAGGAAGUGCUAACGGUGUGAACAGCUGCAGGGAUGAAUUGAAAUGCUGUGAGGUAUUGGUGGGGUUUUUUUUGGGAGGUAGGUGGCGUGGUCAAGGCGGGGAUCCGUUCCUUGAAAUGUAUUGUGACAUUGUGCUCAAACAAUCGAAGCUCUUGUUCCGCCUUUCGUGGCAUGUCUUGACGCUGUGGGCAGCGCAUCAUGAGAGAAAGAAAGACGGCGGUUGGGGUUAUAUGUCACUUGUUUUUUAUGGCCCCUCAAAUGGCCACCUUCUGACAUCCCAUUAAACUCAGUGGGGAGAGCGCCUCCUCCUUUGAGAUGACGCGGGAGGCUGCCUUUAGCGUCAGCAUGUUACGCAAAAGUCCUCUUUCCCAAGGCCAAUACGUGACGCCAUGGUGGUGAGGAUGGGUUGGCUGAAAAAGCAAGGUGGAAUAAAGGCAGAGCUCUUGUUCGUCUGGGAUAGAAAAGUCAAGCGCUCGCCCAAUCCUGGCUGGCGCUGAUGUCUUUCCUGAGCAGCAGCCAGGAAGCCGUGAGGUCCGAAGCCCCUCCUGCCUGCAAGCAGCCGCGGAACCAUGCUGUUUUCAGAGGGAAGCACGCUGCAAUUUGGUUGCACUCCUCCCAAUAUUUAAAUCGCUCUCCUCAGACGUGGGAAGACUCCUCCAGUCAUUGUGCAGCUAAGAAGCUUUUUUUUUUUUUAAACUGGUCUUCUGGCUUUUCUAUUUUCAUCGGCGAUGUUGUGUAAUCUGAUUAUUGUAAUCCAGUUAUACACACAUGUAUCUGACUCCCGCAGCCUUGACGUGGGUGCCGACAUGAAACCGGCUCCGGCUCUUUCUCCUGACCCCGAACGGCUGGCAUUAGCAUACACAGAGGUGAGAGACGUGCCUGCACCGUGGGAUGGGAAGUCUUUGGCAGUCGGCUGAUGUGCCGCGGCCUCUCUGCUGUCACGCUACAUAGAUGACGCUAAAGCAGCCAGCCAUUGUCAUUUCCAUAUGAUAUCAUGGCUUCAUGAACGGAGGGUUAUAUGCACAUGUAUUUCAUAUCACUCUGUCCACCAGAGGGCAUCGACUCAGCGUGUCACUCACACUAGAGUCCAGUCCAGGUGAAUGCUGGACGCUGGACUGAGCUCAUGCCAGUAUCGCACCGACAACUCCACCGAGGGAAGACCCAGUGCCAGACCCUUGACCUGGACUGGCACCUUCUUGCUGUCUCAGCUGAAACAUUCAACAGAGUCAGAUGUCUCACUUGACCACGGUCAUCGAAGUGGCGGGGCCGAAGCCAGUCGGAGGUGCUGUUCAGGAAGUGCUUCUGACGCGCUAACCUGGAGGCAGACUCUGGGCUGUACAUGCCCCAACUGGUCGCUGCUGGGGGUGAAGUGGGGAGGCCAAGGAUGGCACCGUGCCUGGACGUGAAGGUUCGCGAGCCGACACAGGUGCUUCUGUCGCUUUUAAUUUCAUCUGCUGUGAUGAAGGACCCGUGUCAGCGCUCCUCAGCUCCCGCCACAGCUUCCCUCCACCUCGCUGCUGGGACACAGUUGUACAGCGUAACCUUGGAGACGCGGCUAAUCCUCCAACCCCUCCCUCCGACUGACCGUCUUCCUCAACUCUCCUCCACUUCAUGAGGUUUACAGUGUUUUCUCAAUUAUCCAGCGACUUCUUUACCUCCCCUCCUUUGUUUGUCCUGUGGAAGGACGUUUGUUUUCCUGUGGGGGGGAGGUAAAUCGACAUGGAGAGAUGAGUUAUCGAUUAGCCAGCAGGACGCAGGCGAGUGCUAAUGCCACUGGAGAGAGAGAGAGCGAACGAGAGAAGAUGCAGCGACAGGUCCUGCAUGAUGUCCAGGCCUGUGCACGCCACCACUGUGACACGCUUGUGACAUGCUACAAUAUUCUUUACCUUCCAGUCACUUGGCCCAGUCGGAAUUAUCGGAGGUUUUACAGCGAUCGUUGGUGUUUGCUUUGCCAGAGAAGAUUAACUCUCGGACCAUUAGAGCGACUCCCAGGAUCCAUGAAAUAUUCUGCUGUUUAGAUUCCAGACCACUAUCUUCUCUCACUGUGAAGGCUGAAUCAUGGUAUUCAUCCACUGACUUCAGCGCCGGCCUUGGAGGCUCCACAAAGGCUGUGACGACACGAGUGUUCGACUGGAAACACGCCAGAGUGGAGCUUAAAACUGGCUCGAGGUUAUGAGAUAACAACGUACGGCAAGGUAAGCUCUUCCCCAAGUAUGUUGGGGUCUUGUUCUGGAGUGAGGGAAGGGUGGCGAUGGAGAGAAAGAUUGGCACAGUGUCUUCAGUUUGAGGACCACUGCUUUGUAGAGAGGACUCUCAGUUAUAGCUCAGGCAUCCAGGAGAGACUCGGAGUAGAACCACUGCUCAGUUAAGGUGGCGUCUUGCAAAGAUGUCUGCUGCAAUAGUGGUAUGGUCUUCAACGGAUGGAUCUUGAUUCAACCUCAAGUAACUCUAUAGAACUAUUCUGAAGUUCACAAGUCCGUUGGCGGCUGGCUCUUUUGUUUCAGUGGCUUUGGCUUCAUGUUGCUAAACUCACUGUGAACUUCCCAGAUUCUGCUGAAUGGAGCAGAUUUUCGAAGCGGGAGAUGACUGAAGCGCUGCGAAGAGAAGUGUUGACAAACAGGUGUGUAAUCUUGUUUCAUUUCAAAUCCACGACUCUCUGGGAGAGAAGGAGACUGGAAUCAGCCGAGGCUUGUGCCGAACUUUGUCUAAGCCACUUAGGAUGGCGCGUCCUCAUUGGCUGGCUCGUGAGCUGCCGGGUCCAAUCGAUUUGCGGCGGGAGUUUUGGGGAUUAUGGUCUUCAGGAGAACACACAUGUUGUGUUUUUCGGAAGGCAGCGGGAAAGGAAGCACUCUUGCUAGCGAUCCACGUGUUCCUCCGACUUCCCCGGAGAACAGCGAUAAAAUCCAAGGUGCCGUUUAUGACAAGGAUUUAUCCAGGGACACCAUUUCACGCACGGCUGUCCGUGAAGAGACGUCUUCACUCAGGCAGCGUUCUCUCCGACACCAGCCCGGUGCAGUCGUGGCGACGGGUUGACGUGAUCUGCAGGAGCCAUUUUGAAAAGCACCAUAAGUGUUUGUGGCAGACCGGAGAUGAUUGACAUGCACAGCACCCUCUGGGAUCGAGCCGAGUCAGCGUGCACCUCCCUCCCUCCCUCAGCUUUCCUCCCAGAGCCUCCCUCUCUCUGGCUGUCUUCGUGCCGUUACGUAAUGGUUUGUUUCCCCCAAGGUGAAUCGACCGGCUCAGCGCUGCACCCCAGAGUUGAUUGUUGAACGUUUUCAAGUGUGUGUGUACGAUGCACUACGUGCAGCCCUGGUGAGCCGGUGUCGCCGCAGCAACCCCCCCUCCACCACCACCCCUCGCCGCAGCAGAAGUCGUUGCAGUAAUGAGCGAAGGUGAAUCUGACUUGACUGUCUUCAAUCCAUGGAUUAGCAGCGAUGAGGUCUGACUGCCGCAGCAGAGCUCUGCACGUGUGUGUCUCUCCAGCCGGGCAGAAUGAAAGCGUUAUUUACUCCUCGACCUGCUUUAUUGAGUCCACCGGACUCUGAGUCAGCUGCCUACAAGUCUGACACCUCCGCUCCUACGACGUCGCUAAUUUCCAAAACUGGUGCGGCGCUGCCUGCUAGCUGCUCCCAUCUGGCUCGGUGGAAAAACCACAAGAUCUAAAGACGGAAACUGGAGGAGCCCAAGGAGCUGGGGACGAGGUGGUUGACAUGUGACACCGACCAGGUCAGGCUCACAUCACCAGCCGUUUUGUUUACCAUCUAUCACUUAUUAUUCCUGUCAAGAGGGUCCGGGGGGCCUCACUCCAUCUCCGAUAACCACCCACAAUGUAGAGUCAGCAAUUCCCCUCUGAGGAAAACACAUUCACCUCCCUCAAACACAAACCCAACACGCUCAGUUGUUUUGCAGCAUCAAAAUGUCGACCAUUUUUUUCACCCAUAGGGGGCGGAGUUUUCUUGUCUUGAGUCGAGAAUGUAUUUCCAAAAAUCCAAAAAUUAAUGUUUGAGUCUCAGGGAAGUCGUGUCUGUGGGAGAGUGUUAAGCACUACCCUUCACCACAGAAGCUACAGCGCACUCCACGCUUCCAAGUCACCUCACCAACCCUCUAAAGUCAGCACUAGCGUGUACGGGCUGGAGUUCAGUUGUAUCUCCUUCAUCCACAGGUCCGCUGACUGUCGCUGUGGUCGCACCACCAUGUCACCUCUGAGUCUCAAGGAAGUCGUGUCUGUGGGAGCACUACCCUUCACCACAGAAGUUACAGCACACUGGACCCUUCCAAGUCACCUGACUAGUCCUCUAGGGUGGGAGCGACCGUGUCCUCAGUUCAGUUGUGUAGCGUCUCCUUCAUCCACAGGUCAGCUGACUGUCGCUGUGGUCGCACCACCGUGUCACCUCUGAGUCUGGGGAACAGGAUGGAUGGACUCAUCGGCACACGCCGACUCGCUGGAAUAGCGCUCCAUCCUGGCGUAUCUUGCCUAAUGACCCAAGAACAAUAACAAUGGCCGCGGCAUGCGGCGAUUCAGUCUUAGCGGCACGGAGAGCACGGAGGAGCGGCGAGUGACGAGGAUGGAAAGAGACGGAUGCAAAUGAAAGGAGGCAAACAAAUGUGGAGCGGAGGGAAAAACACACAAUCGAUGAUCAGCUAAGUAGCAUUAGCAUUGUUCACACAUGCCCAGCCUCGCCGGCCCACACCCACUCACCCAGCCAACCCCUUCCUCUCGCGGCCUCUCGCUCUGUCUUGCUGCAGCGUUGCCGUGGUGAUGGAGAAAUGUGGGAAUACCUCUGUCCUUCAGAGAGAGAGCGAGCGAGCGAGAGAGAGGAGGCAAGACAAAGGGCAGGAGGAAGGCAUCGAGGAAGAGACAUCAGUCAUCGGCUGAACAUUAAUAAAAGCCUUGUUAGCUCUCAGAGGAGCCGCCAAAGUAUGAGACACCGGCGCUGCACACAAACAAAUGUGCGUCAGAGUCAGCGCCCCGCUAAUGCAUUCAGCCCUGCUCCCUCGCUUCCACGAAAGAGAGUCAGUGGAAAGUGUUUGGACGAGUUAGCGUGCACACGCACCUCGGCUCACCGACACACGCAGACGUGAUUGCGGUGGCACACAUGUUAAUCAGCGGCCAGCCGAGCGCCUAUGUAUUUAACUGGGCUCCUCUCUGUGUUGUGAGGCCAGUUACCAUGACAACACAUCCAGACUGAAAUAGCCUCAUUGCCUUUUACUUUCCAUUAAGAGUUGCGAGCUCGCCGCCGAGUAGCCAGAGCACUGGCGGAUAUGUGCGAUCGAACCAUUCAUCCGUAAGCUGCUGCUGCCUUAUGUUUGCGAUGCAGCCACCGAAGGUGCAGAAACGACACAUAUAUGGAUAGAUAUACAUACAUACUGUAUGUUGACAUUGGGAAAGUGGACGUCCCAUGCUGACGCCAAAGUCAGGCUUUCGCGUUGCAUGUUCGGCCACCCGUGGCAUAUCCCGAGCCCAUGGGCUUAAAAGAAGAUCGAGGGUUGGUGUCAGGGUUUACCAUGGGAUGGCGCUCCGCUCACUCUGCACGUGGUAAUGUGUCACUUGGUAUAUAUGUAACAAGUAUGUUCUACUAUGUGUGAAGUUCGUCAAAACUCCUUCUGUUGCUGUUGUUUUUCUCUUUUUGUUUUGGGGAGCUAUUACUUUAUUCAUUAGGCUCUAUUGGAUUUUGCUCGAGGACUUUGAUUUUGAAGGGCAAAGCUCUGCGUUAUGACGAAGUUCAGCAGUUUGCCCCCUUUUUCGCUGGACUCAGUCAGUGGGUAGGUGAAACACACCGCUCUGCUGAAAAUCAACGUCGAAACCAGUCACUUUAAGUGAAGACAAGAACUCUAUUGUUAGUAUAAGCACCAUGAGAUUUCGGUUUUGUGACCAACUGCUUCAUGGAGUUGUCGUCAUGUUGGGGAAAAGAGUGCUAAACUGUUAGCACCGUGGAUGUGCGUGCUUCACUGUGACUGUGUAUUUUAAUGUGUAGGUGAGCAGCGGGUUUGUGGACUCGAGACCCCAACCCGGUGUGACUUGUGUGUGUGACUCGGUCUUUUCUUUUGUCCAGUCCAGUUACAUAUACAAGGCCUCAAAAUACUUGGACACUCCACCAGUGAGGAUGGAGUCAGCAUGCGACGCGGAAGGCUGACUUGUGAGUUGGCAUGGGACGCUGAAGAAUGGGUCAAGGGUCAACACUGGAUCGCCAUGACCGCAUUCCUUCCUCCUAAACAGUCCGUCAUGUCUUUCCAUCUGGUCUAUCCCACCAAUCGGUAUUUGAGCCGAGGUCAUUCGCCGCUCCUCCUAGUCUGGCUGUUUUCUAGAUAGACCUUGAUGCUGACUGGUCUCUUCUCUCGCUGCGGUCAGAGGGCAACAUUAGGUGGUAAAGUAUGGGAGACCAAGGCACUGUCCCACCCUGCCUCAUGGCCAGGCACUGCCCACGUGAGACAGGCUCUGUCUGGAGGUCUUUUUUAAAAGCUGACAAGAGACCGGAAAAUGACUCCUAUCGAAUUAGAUGACCAGGAACUACUCCUCUGGGGGGCGCUGCCCAUGACAAGAUGUCGCUGGUGUAUCAACAUCUCACUGACGGUGUCUGAGAAUCUCUGUCCACAGUUUGUGCUUCAUUUCCCAGACAAGGUUUGUGCGAUGUCGAGUGCUGACAGGCCCCAAGACUGUGAGCAGCUGUCGGCCUUCAGGUUGGAGCGGCCGGCGGAAGCCGUGUGCGUCAGGUCCGGCUAUAAAUGUAGCGUCCACGUCGCAAUUAUUUCAUCUCAAGAGCCUCGGUGGUGAUGUUUUAAUCCCCCCUUUUUUUUUCAAGCAGCUGUUGGUGCAGUAUCCAAGUACCCCCCUCCACAGUCCUUGUCCCCGUCGUCCUCCCCUCCCACAUCGCCCUCACCUUCCUGCCAACCUGCUGCACAAAUCCUGCUCAAAUUCAUUUUAUUGGCAGCUAGCAUUUCCAUGGAAACAUCUCGAAACCAUGGCAACUAUUUGAAUGAAGCGUUUCAAAACCGCAGCUCUGUCUCCCUCCACUUCCCUCGUCGACGUCCUCACGUCCGUGCGGGAACGUGGCUCACUCUUCAGGCCCUGUGUUGCUGUUCAACACACACAGAUGGUGAGUCUUCCUUCACCUCGUGCUCUCAUGAGCUGAAGUGUCUGGUGCUGCCAUCAAACUUCCGUCUCCCCCUCGCUGAGCAGUCUGAUCCCCCUCUCCUGACUGGACUGGCUGGACCCUCCUGAUGCUUCAGGCCUCUGUUGCUCACUUGUUUGUCAGAGUGGCACCGUUUCAGAGGUGAGCCUUGAGGAUAAGAGCUUUCAUUUAACAUUGCUGUCGUUGCCAUAGUGACUCUUGAGAGGCCAGAUGAUGUCACUGAAGCAGCAUUUGAACAAGUAUGAGAGAGUCUGAUGGUAAGCCACGCGUCUUAGCUUGAACACCGCUGCUUCCUGUUUCAGAAUAAGAGUCUGACCAUCUUCUAAGGUCCAUUUGUGCUCCCUUUUUCAAACAUUGUCCCCGUCACUGACCACAUGCUUCCAUGCGUUCUGGUGUAGUGCAGCUGUGUCAGGUCAGGUCACCACAGGCUCUCAGAUGACACAAAUAUACCAGCAAGUCCAUGUUCACCAGAGGGUUUCCUCCACCGUCACCUGUCCUGAUCACCCUCGACUCACUCCUUCAUCUGUUCAUUUACCCGUGAACCUCACCUCAUCUUGUCUUCCUCCUCUCUCCACAUGUCAAAACCAUCUGCCCUCCCUGCUUCUUCUUCUCUUUCUUCCUUGGCCUUCUCCCUUCAGGGGUGGCCACAGCUGAUCCUCUUCCUCCAUCUCACCCUGUCCUCUGCUUCCUCUUCUCUCAAACCGACAAACUUGAUGUUCUCCUUCACCUCAUCCAUAAAUCUCCUGUUUGGCCUUCUUCUCCACCGUCUGAUGUUCUCAUCAUCUCCCCCUCAGGAUCUCCUCUAACUUCCUGCCUUCAUGUGAUCAGCAGGUGGUAAGCAGAUCUCCUAAAUGACCAGUCUGCCUACAUUCCUCUGUUCUCCUGCGGUCACUGAAGUGACAGUGAGAAGUUUCACGAAUGGAGCAGAGGUCUGAUAAACCCUUUAAGGAUAUUAAGGACUUUGUGGUGGCAGUUUUGUCGGAGCAACUGUCAUCAGGAACACCGGCCCAGCAGGGAGCCCAUCGAUCACAUUGGCUGCCCUCUGAGAUGUUGUGAGGUCAUCCAUUCAGGUCAUCCUUGAAGGAAUGAGAUCAGGCAGAUACGUCUCAAAGGAGAGGGAGCGAAGGUGAGGUCUGGCACAUUGCUGCCCUCGGACAGGCUGAAGAUAAUGGCAUGGUGGAGUCUUUUGGAGACCAUACCGGCUGAAGCCUCGGGGGUCUGGCAUGUGUCGGAGCAGGUACUCUUGACACAGCAUUCUUUGUCUCCUUGAGAAUAAAGGUCAGCCGUCCCGGCGCUGUGGUCGCCGCUAACCCAGCCAUUGUUCACCGAGACGCAACAUUUAGCCGGAGAAGUGAAUAUAUUGUUCGGGGGACAGAUGAAGAUCCGUUUACAUCGGCGAGGAGCAGAAAGCAAAGACGUUUUUGCCUCAGAUGUCUUCCAGCGCAGACACAAUGUAGCCACAUACAUUUAGAGCCUCAUUUAGCAGCCCAGAGAAAUUCUGCCUCAGAUGGAUGGAGACGGCGGCGAGGGAAAGGUCUGACGGGGAGGACGAGGAAGUGGAUCUCGCCAUGGAAUUGAGCAGUUUUUAAGAGAAGAGCGGCGUCGCUGGACGUGAUCUCGGAGCUAUUAAAAGUUGUUUACUUCUCUUUUUCCAGAGUGGUUCCUUUGAUCGCUGACAGCUCUGACGGAGACCAAAACAUUCCUGCAGAACUUGCAUGACUUCACUUUUGU